AUGGUCGUGAGCCAGAUGUGUGCGCCGUCAAACGUUUGUCCCUCAAGUGUCGCCGCCGCCUGGGGUAACCGCGGGGAACCCCGGUCCGCCAUCGCUGAUCGCCCGCGAGAUUAUGAUAAAGCGGUCUCUCGCUCCACGCCUCAGCAUCAUCGCUGCCCGCUCUUCUCUUGCUUUUCCCCAUCUCCCCCCACCCCACCCCCCCACAAGCGCAAAAUGUCUGGCCCCGAGAGCAAGUUCCCCAUCGACCUCAAGUCGUUGAAGAAGGUUACCCUUGACCCUUCAAACCCUAAGCUCACUCCGGAGCAGAAGGCAGCAUUGUCGUAUAACAUCCAGCUUAUGCGCGAUGCCAUCGUGCUCUUCACUGCUACCGGCGCCGCCAGGGGCGUCAGCGGACACACGGGUGGUGCUUACGACACCGUUCCUGAGGUUUGCUUGCUACUCUCCUUGUUUAACCACUCGGAUAAGUACGUUCCCAUUCUUUUCGACGAGGCUGGUGAGUAUUUCCGACUAUAUGCGCUCCGAUUCGCGUUUGAUCGUGAUCGCGAAGGUCACCGCGUCGCGACGCAAUAUUUGCUCUCUGCAAUUGACGGACACAUCCCGGCUGAGCACCUUCUGCACUACCGUGAGGCAAAUUCUAAGUUGCCUGGUCACCCCGAGCUCGGCCUGACACCCGGAGUUAAAUUCUCCUCUGGCCGUCUUGGUCACGUCUGGCCAUGGGUCAACGGUAUCGCUCUCGCCAACCGUGACAAGACCGUCUUCAUGUUGGGCUCUGAUGGCUCGCAGCAAGAGGGUAACGAUGCCGAAGCGGCGCGACUCGCUGUAGCACAGGGGCUGAACGUGAAGCUGCUCAUUGAUGACAACGACGUCACGAUCGCUGGUCACCCAUCCCAGUACUUGAAAGGCUAUGAUCUCGCCAAGACGCUUUCCGGCCACGGACUGAAAGUCUUUACUGUUCAGGGUGAGGAUUUAGAUGCUUUGUGGUCGGCGUUGUGCGAUAUCAUCGUAUAUGAUGGACCCGCCGCCGUUGUCUGCAAGCGUUUGAUGGCACCUGGCGUGGCCGAUAUUGAAGGCAGCACGCACGGGCACGAUGUCAUUCCGAUCAAGGCCGCGGUCAAUUACCUCAAGUCCCGUGGCCACCCCGAGACAAUGGCGACGGAUAUCUUAUACAAUAUCAAGCCUCACUCAAUCCCGUACCUCUAUAUUGGUUCCACAAAAGAAGUUGGCGCGAAUCGUGUUGUUUUUGGUCAAGCGGUCAACUUGGUACUUGACAAGCUUUCCAAGGAGGAAGCUGCGAAGAAAGUUAUGGUUAUUGACAGUGAUCUCGAGGGUUCAACCGGUUUGAAAGUUAUUCACGAGAAGCACCCGGAGGUCUUCGUUCCGUCCGGUAUCAUGGAGCGCGGCAACUUCAGCGCUGCGGCUGGAUUCGGAUUCGACGAGAACAAGUUCGGUGUCUUUUCCACGUUCUCUGCAUUUUUGGAAAUGGUUAUCUCCGAGAUUACUAUGGCGCGCCUUAAUAACUGCAACGUCCUUUGCCACUUCUCGCAUUCCGGAGUUGACGAGAUGGCGGAUAACACAUGUCACUUCGGUGUGAACUCGUUGUUUGCUGACAACGGUCUCGCGGAUACGCACUCGUGGCUGUACUUCCCUGCCGAUGCUGCCCAGAUGAUCGCUGUCAUCCAGCGGGUAUUUUUUGAGCGUGGUCUACGGUUCGUUUUCUCAACCCGUUCGAAAGUGCCAUAUAUGCUCCGUGAGGACGGCAAGACACGGGUCUUUGACGACGAAUACAAAUUCGUCCCAGGCAAGGAUGAGGUAAUCGCUGAGGGAACCGCUGGCUACGUUGUGUCAUAUGGUGAGAUGCUGUAUCGCGCUUGGGAUGCCGUCCUCCGGUGCAGACAGGAGGGCUUGAACGUUGGUCUGAUCAACAAGCCAACAUUGAACGUUGUGGACGAAGAAAUGAUCAAGAAGAUUGGUUCAAGUCCCUUUGUGCUCGUUGUGGAGUCCUUAAACCAGAAGACUGGGCUUGGCUCCAAAUUCGGUACUUGGCUGCUUGAGCGUCAGUUGACACCGCGGUAUGGUUACAUGGGAACAAAUAAAGAGGGCAAGUUGCGGCGGACUUACCGAGCAGAUCCCUCAUCAGGGUCUGGAUCCUCAGGCUAUCACAGUAGAUUCCUGCAAGCUAAGCUCGGUGCGAGGUGCGAGUCGUUGUAA
Molecule: messenger RNA, 2208 nt
Organism: Fibroporia radiculosa
Lineage: Eukaryota; Fungi; Basidiomycota; Agaricomycetes; Polyporales; Fibroporiaceae
Exons: 9
Coding region: 1-2208 (735 amino acids)
Molecular function (GO): catalytic activity
Source: RefSeq, a predicted model, not a curated record